GAUAACAAAACUUGGUUGUUGGAAUAUUUGCGUUAUCAUUGGGUACCUAAUAAUUCUAGUUCUUAUUCAUCAUCCAACAAUAACACUUUACCACCUGGUUCUUUUAUCAAUCCAUUAGAUUACAUAGACUUGACGAUUGUUAAUACCGCUAAUGCUGAAUCAAAUACGUCAUUCAGUUGUAUUGAUAAUUCAUCAAUACUUUUGCAAUUAACAGUAAAUUAUGCUCGACCUUGGAAUGUGAAUUCACCAAACUUGCAAAAUCAACCACCACAACGUGAUAAAACGCCAACCUAUUCAAGCCAGGCCGUUGCUGUGAUUGUCGUGAUAAUUAUCAUAUUCUCUUUAAUAUCCGUUGGUUGUUGUAUUAGAAAAUUCAAUUCUACACUUAGACCAACAGAUUUUAAUAGAAGUAGUAGAGAUAGUAGAAAUGUUGGUGGAAAUGUUGGUGGAAGAGUUCGUAGAACUGCUUCCAUUUUAGUUGGAGGUGGUGGAGGAUUGACUAGAGAAAAUAGU
This is a messenger RNA of Racocetra fulgida, 513 nucleotides long. Lineage: Eukaryota; Fungi; Glomeromycota; Glomeromycetes; Diversisporales; Gigasporaceae. The record is from the annotation of a GenBank genome assembly.